Messenger RNA from Pieris brassicae (large cabbage white), 3351 nucleotides. RefSeq lists its product as uncharacterized. The record is from RefSeq and is a predicted model, not a curated record. Lineage: Eukaryota; Metazoa; Arthropoda; Insecta; Lepidoptera; Pieridae. The transcript is spliced from 3 exons. The coding region runs from base 1 to 3330 and encodes 1109 amino acids.
AUGAAAGCGAUUAUCUUCACCGCUUUAAUAGCGGUCUGCAGCUCCGCAAAUCUAGACCACAGAUAUCUUCCGCCAUCUUCAGCUAAAGCGGCUGGGGGCUCAUCAGAUAUCCUACAACCUCCGAACCUACCUAUCGGAAGUUAUGAGAACGACCAUCAAGGAGUCGUGGUUGAUGCCGCAGUUGGAAUUAGAACCUCAGAUCAAUCUGGGCAGACAGGUCUGGGAGCUUCAAGAAUCAGCUACGGGUCCACAAACUCAAAAGUUGGAGAAGCAGCAUUCAGGGACAAACAUCUUCAGGGUGGAGCUUCUUUUCUUCCGCAAGGUUUUGUAGACUUUAAUAGGCCAGAGAGGGUUCAGGCCAGUCGUGAUCGUGCCUCCAACAUACUAAGGCUUGAGAACAAUUUGACCCCUGAUAGCUACAACUAUUUGUACCAAACGGAUAAUGGUAUAAGCGCUGCUGAAAAGGCUGUCGCUGUCGAUGGAGUAAAGGCGGAAGGAGGAUAUUCUUAUACUGGUGAUGAUGGGCAAGUCUACACCGUGACGUAUACAGCUGACGAGGACGGGUUCCAGCCUAAAGGAGCUCAUUUGCCAACACCCCCACCAAUUCCACCAGAAAUUUUGAAGGCCUUGGAGCAGAAUGCUAAAGAUGAAGCUGCGGGUUUGAUUGAUGAUGGCUCCUACGACGCGCAGAAGUACAAUACCGCCGGUGAUUACUCAGACAGCAGCGAUAAUGAUGGAUAUAACGACAGACAAUCAAAUAAAGUUGCCAAUCGACCUGGAUCUAAUUCCCCUUCAAGCUUCUUCAUCAAUCAGAACAAUCAGGCGUUUAAACCUAACUUUGGUACACAGGCAGGUAUCUUGAAUAAUAAGGAACAAGCUAACCAGAUCAAAUUUCAAACAUCAGAAGGCACACCUAAUCUCGCAACUGACACUACUGCAGGGCUCAUUAUCAAACCAGAUAUCACCCAAGCAAGUUUCUUUACCAGCAAUAGGUUUGGAGAAACAAAUCCCUCACAAAAUUUUAAUCAGCAAACAAUCACUACAAGUCCACAGUUUUCUCAAAAAACUUUUGGCGAAAAGUUAAAUGCAUCGAUUAAUGAUGGUAAACCUGCGUCAUCGCAAGAUAUUGGAAUACCUCUUUCCCAACAACCUUUGCAAAAUGAGCAUAACAUACAAGCCGCAUUUCCAUCAGAAAAUCCAUUUAAAGUAAUGAAUACUAUACAGCCCUCACAAACUAGUUCUUUAGUUUCAACCAUAAAUAACAAUGGAAACAUAAUCAAACCAUUUAAAGAGAUAAAGCCAUCAGGUGCUUUAAGUUCACAAGCAAGUAUUAUACCGGCCAACCAGCCAUCAAGGGAGCUUACAACUCCAUUUGAGACAACUGUAAUGUCAAACGUUGGAACAGACCGUAAGCCUGUUAACACCUUUACCCCUCAGGUGAUUGAAUCAGCAACAGCUAACUUUUUUACAUCACCUCAAGCUGGUAAGAUACAAAAUAACGGACAACAGAGUCAGUUGACAAAUAAAUUUGUAGAAAACAUUGAUAAUUACAACAAACCAUCAUUGUCUCCAGACACUAUAUUCCAAAAGCCAUCAUUUCAAGGAUCCGACGAUAAGCAAAAUGUAAAUAGAAUAUCAGUCACUCAGCAAAACUUUUUAACACAGAAACCAAUUACUUCAUAUGAUGGCGAAAUUUACCAGUACAACAAGCCAAUAUUGUCUCAGGGAUCUUCAAAUCUUCAAGGCUUUAGUCAAAAAUCAUCAAUAGAGAGCUUUAGCCAGAAUUCAAAUAUUAAACAACAAAUAUCUGCAAUUCAAAGUAUUCCGACAAAUCAACCGGGAUCAACAUACGAAAGUAAUAUUUAUGAAUAUAGUAGACCAACUUCAAAUUCAAAUCCAAAGCAGCAAAGGCCGACAACAUCUUCAAUACUAAACGUUAAUCAGCAGCAACAAAACUUUGAGAACCAAAAUCAAUUACCGCCGAGUCAAUCCACAAAUAAUAUUGAAGAACUCGAUCAGUACAAUAAGCCGUCACUGCAACCAUUUAUUUUAAACCAGCAAACUUCACAGUCAACUAUAUCAACAAUUUCUGGAGAAUUUUAUAAUAAACCUACGUCUCCGCUUCCAAACUCGAGUGCUCAAACUCCAUCCCAAAAUGAUUUUACUCAAUCUCAACUAAAUAAUCAGCCACACAGCUUAGUUGGGUCUUUAGUUAGUCCAAACUCCAAACUACCAGUAUUUCAAAGUCCCCAGGGCUCAUUUUCACCAACAAAACCCUCCUUUGGAAGUAGCUUUCCAAGUAUGUUAGAACAAAAUUAUAACAUACAAACCCCCAAUUCAUUUAAUGAACAGACAACCACUGAGGAUUUAAACAAGAGGCCACCACAAAGUACAUUUGUACAACCACGACCAACAGUACCUUCGUUCAGUCAAACUAUAAUUAAUCAAUUUAGACCACAAGUGCCCAUUGGUACCUAUAAUUAUGACAUACCUUCCAAGCCCUUCCAGCAAAUAAAUUCAUCAUCUGAUCAAAGUAGAAUAACUCAAAGACCUCAGUCUUUUGGAAAUAUUAAUAAAGCAACCUCGCAGCCGAUUCUACCAUCCACGACUGGUCAACUACCGAGUUCAUUCCAAAACAAUGGCAUUACUCAAGCUUCAAUUUCUUCAUUUGCCCCAAAUACUGGCUCACAAUUCAACCAGCCAACGAAUUCGCCAUUCAAUACUAGACCAAGUUCUACAUUUGCCCAAGCUACUGCAUCAACGGGACCAUUUCCAACAUUUCCAAGUUUGAAACCUCAAGAACCAAUGCCUACUUCACAGUUUCAACCUUCUAAUACAUAUGAUGGUGCAAUCUAUCAGUACAAUAAACCCGAAGAAUCCUUCCCUGCUAAGCCUGAAAAAAGUCAAGAGAAAAUAAUAGAAACACCUCCGAUAAAUGGUCAACUCAAUCCCCAGUUUAUACUUAGUUUAGAUAAUAAAGGCUCUGUUAUUGAAAAGUUUGAAUUCAAGCCAGUAUCAUCACCCCAGGGGAUUCCUACACUUCCUAACAGAUCACAAGGCCCAACUUUUGAUCAAUUCAAACCAGAUCAAUCUGACAUUGAACUGUCUAAAGAAGCUGAUUCUCGUCCGAUCGGUUCAACAAUUCUUGGCAGUGCAUGUUGUAGUGGGCAUUUGCAACCGAACAAACAAUUUGGUAAGCCCGAAACGAAUCGUAAUGAAUUAAACGCACAAUCGUUAACACCGCAAGAGGCAAGUUCAACAAUCAAAGGGGAACAAUUUGAUGUUAAUAGAAUACCAUCAACCUUCGACUCAACGGGCUAUCAUUAUUAAUUAACUGAAACGCAUAGCAAA